Molecule: messenger RNA, 759 nt
Organism: Oryza sativa Japonica Group (Japanese rice)
Lineage: Eukaryota; Viridiplantae; Streptophyta; Magnoliopsida; Poales; Poaceae
Source: RefSeq, a predicted model, not a curated record
GCCCAUAAACAUCCCAUCGGCCAUCUCUGCAACGCCUCCUCCCCAUGCGCCGCAGCUUGACGACGCCGCCGCCGCCGCUCUCGUCCCCUCCCGCCCGUGCGCCGCCGCCACCGCCACCGGCAAUCUCCCCCUCCCCACGGCGACCGCCGUGGCAGUCACAGUGACUGGUUCAGAGACUGAAGAGUGGGUGGAAGGAGAUGCCUUCGAUUCAAAAGGCUUUGCCUCCAGAGCUUGCUGAUAAUGUGAUCAGACUGUACCGUGAAUGCUUAAGGAGGGCCAGGUUCAUUGGGCAUCAGAAACACAAUACGGGGCUUAUUGUUUCAAUGGUAAGGGAGCAGUUUAAGAAAAACAUGCAUGAAACUGAUCCAGAGAAGAUACAGAAAAUGAAGGAUGAUGCGGCAAGGGGCCUUAUCAAUCACAUUUUGUAUGAAUCUGAGAAGAUGACAGGACGCAAAUUUUCAAGUUAAGAAAUUUGGAACUAGACAAUCAGUGUGCUGUAUGAAUAAUAGUAAACAGUGAUGUGAUCUUGUGGUUGCUGAAUUACUUUGUUUUUUUUUUGGCACAAGGAUCAACUAAUCCUUUGAUGGGUCAUUGAGUUAUUAAGGUGGUUGUUUUCUUUGGUUUCAUCUACUGUGGCUCUUGACUCUUGAGGUGUUUCACCCAAGCUUGCAAUAUGCUACUUGGGCAGGUCAUCUUGAAACCUGGAAAUAUGAAUCUUCAGUGAUUGAUAAUGCUUUCUUUCAGAAAUCAGAUCCAUAA